AUGAGGAAGAGCAAAUCGUUCUCAGUCACAGGAGAAGUCACUACGUCUUCAUUACCCAAGGAGAUAUCCAUAAUUUCAAUCCUCAGCGAGCGCAUAGCGAACGCAAGAGUGAAGCUCGUUCCGCACACAACGGGCGACAGAAGAAUCUACACUGCCCCUUUCCUCAUCCUUGCGGCAGCCACCCCAUACUGUAAAACUCGUACAAUCACCUACAACAGCGAGAUUUUCUCACCGCCGGCCCAAAAACUAGUCAGCAAGUGGACGCGCGGACAGGACGAAAAUCAAGAUGGAGACCAGCGUGUGCCUCGAGAUCCAUUCCACAAUCUUUGGCUUCGCAGCUUUCUCGGAGCACAGUACCCCUUGCGAUCGCGGAUAAAGCAACUUCGACGGACUAGGCAACAAUUGGAAAAUGCAACAUUUGCAUCGUAAUUUUUUUGAUUUGAGUGUCCGUGUUGUACAUCCAAUUAGGUGUAUGGAGGACUAGGAUGACAUCAUCCGAAACUCUGAAAAUCGCUGGGUGUACGAUUCGAAAUAUUCCACUUUGUUCACAGCAUCGGCUUAACUCACACUCAGAUUUCCGUCUGAGGUUUUUGUAGUCGACGAGCGCGCUGACCGUACACCCGAGGAGAUCAUGCAAGAUGAUAGGGACUCUGCAUCGCCAAGUCUAUACGAUGUUUCAGCAAGCGAGAUUGCAGACGAGCUCGAAGAACCCUCCGUCCAUCCCUCACUGCUGACAUCAGGCCAUGUUGCGUCCAAGCUUCUGGGGAUUCCCUCGUCCUUCAUUGUGACCCGCUGGCACCGUGACAUCGACGCAAAAAAUUACAUCCUAGAAAUCGACGAAGUGUCGCGCCAUCACAUGCAAACUGUGGCGUGGACCGAAUCUGUUUUUCAGGUGCUGGAGUCUGCUGCGCUGCUCAUGCAACAACUGAUCGACGGUGCUGGAGGUAGUGAGACUAGAGCGCUCCCGUCUUCUUUGUCGAGCCAGG
This is a messenger RNA of Amoebophrya sp. A25, 986 nucleotides long. Lineage: Eukaryota; Dinophyceae; Syndiniales; Amoebophryaceae. The record is from the annotation of a GenBank genome assembly.